This is a messenger RNA of Misgurnus anguillicaudatus (oriental weatherfish), 6557 nucleotides long. It is a transcript of the gene igf1rb, whose product is annotated as insulin-like growth factor 1b receptor. Gene Ontology annotation, cellular component: plasma membrane; insulin receptor complex; axon. Gene Ontology annotation, biological process: protein autophosphorylation; regulation of JNK cascade; positive regulation of phosphatidylinositol 3-kinase/protein kinase B signal transduction. The record is from RefSeq and is a predicted model, not a curated record. Gene Ontology annotation, molecular function: ATP binding; insulin receptor activity; insulin receptor substrate binding. NCBI's taxonomy places the organism in Eukaryota, Metazoa, Chordata, Actinopteri, Cypriniformes, Cobitidae.
UCCCCGCACACCUCCGUCCAGCGUAACGUUAACCUACUAUGUGUGUGAGUGCACGAGAGAGAUCGAGUCUUGUUUACAACGGAUUCAGAUCGCAGGAUUUACUCCACGAGUCCACAUCAUUCACAUCUCCCAAAUCAACACAGAUCCCGGCCUGCAAACCUCGUGUGUAGCGCUGCUUAAAGGAUACAUGAAGCGGUCAAAUCUCAGACUGCGUCGGGUGGGAGGCUGAGGAGAGACCAUUUUAAAUCCUGCUCGGAUAUUAUUUGCCAUCUUUCUGAGUUUAUCCACCGAUUUCAGGCCUUUAGGACGCGCUGGAUACGCACUAUAAUAGAUCACACACACACGCGUGCGCGCUGGUUUUAGUCAGCGGAUCUAAACUGGUUUCACUGGACUACAGCUAAAACCAGUCAACAGGGAGAUCUGCAACGUGUUAUUUUUUUACUGGAAAUGGAUUAUCGAAAUGCGGAUUUGGACUCCUUCAGGCGUUUUCCCGGGUUAUUUGCGCUUAUAUCGGCUACUAAAUAAUACGAAUUAAAUCCCGAGUGCGCAAGAACCAGCGCGGGCGAAUCCGCCUCAUGGUGAAGCCGGAGCGGUGUGCGUCUGUUGGAUCGCUCGUCGUCGUCGGGGCGUCUAGAGGAAUGAGGUGUAGCAGACUGAAGAGACACUGGACCUUGUGUUGUGGUCUGGUGCUGGUCCUGUCUGCUCUGUGCCAUGGAGAAAUCUGUGGUCCUGGCAUUGACAUUGGAAAUGACAUCAAUAACUUUAAGCAUCUGGAGAACUGUACGGUGGUUGAGGGCUACCUGCAGAUUCUUCUCAUCGGAGACAAAAACAAUAACAAUCGAGAGGUCUUCCGCACCCUCAGUUUCCCCAAGCUGACCAUGAUUACGGAUUACCUUCUCCUCUUCCGCGUUUCUGGGUUGGACAGCCUCAGCACCCUCUUCCCAAAUCUCACUGUCAUCCGGGGCCGCAACCUGUUCUACAACUUUGCUCUGGUGAUAUAUGAGAUGACCAGCCUGAAGGACAUCGGCCUGUACAAUCUGCGAAACAUCACGCGCGGGUCCAUAUAUAUCCAGAGGAACCCUGAGCUCUGCUACUUGGAUUCUGUGGACUGGUCUCUCAUUAUGAAUGCUGACUCAAAAAAACAAAAUGAGCAUUCCAAAGAGUGUGGAGAUAUCUGUCCUGGAAUCAUGGAGGAUAACCCUCAGUGCAUCAAGACGAACUUCAACGGCAAUUCCAAUUACAGAUGCUGGACCUCCAGCCAAUGUCAGAAAGUUUGUCCAGAGAUUUGUGGCCAGCGAGCGUGCAUGGACUCGGGUGCGUGCUGUCAUCCUCAAUGUUUGGGAAGCUGCACAGAGCCUGACAAUGACCGGGCGUGUGCCGCCUGUCAACAUUACUUCCACGAGGGACGCUGUGUUGAAAACUGCCCAGCUGGCACCUACAAAUUUGAGGGUUGGCGCUGCAUCACCAUGGACCUGUGCUCCAAGGUUCACCUGUCAGAUUUCGAUCGAUUUGUGAUCCACGAGGGAGAGUGCAUGUCUGAAUGCCCACACGGCUUCGUACGUGAAGAAAACCAGAGCAUGUUCUGCACCGCCUGUGACGGCCCGUGCGAGAAGGUCUGUGAUGAAAAGGUCAUCGACUCGGUGGACGCGGCUCAGUUGUUCAAGGGCUGCACCGUUAUCAGAGGCAACCUGCAUAUCAACAUCCGGCGUGGCAAUAAUAUAGCCUCUGAGUUAGAGCAGUUCCUCGGCCUCAUCAAGACCGUGACGGGAUACGUCAAGAUCCGUUCCUCUCACACCUUGAGCUCUCUCCAUUUCCUCAAAAGUCUGAGAUACAUCAACGGCGAGGAACUCUGGGAAGAUACGUACGCAUUUGUGGCGUUCGAUAACCAACACCUCCAGUUUCUGUGGGACUGGUCUGAGCACAACCUCACCAUAUUGGCUGGAAAACUGCACUUCCGCUCUAACCCCAAGCUCUGCAUGUCCGAGAUCCACAAAAUGUGGGUCCACACCGAAAUUAAGGAGAAGUUUUCCGAAGAAGAUUUCAGCAAAAAUGGAAACCUUGCAAGCUGUGAAAGUAAGAGCCUGAAGAUCUUGUCUAACAGCACGAAAAGCAAUCAGAUUAGUCUGACGUGGGAACGAUAUCGAGCACCUGAUUCCAGAGACAUUGUCAGUUUUGUCGUCUACUACAAAGAAGCGCCUUUCCAGAACAUCACAGAGUUUGAUGGUCAGCAAGGCUGCGGAACGGACAGCUGGAACAUGAUCGAUGUGGACUUACCAGAGAAUGAAACCCAGAACCCAAGCGUUCGUUUGUCCUCCCUGAAGCCCUGGACUCAGUUCGGCAUUUUCAUUAAAGCUGUAACAUUAGGUGUGGAGCACAAAUACAGGCAUGAGCUCAGUGCCAAGAGUGAGCUGGUGUACAUCCGGACUAAAGCAUCAGCCCCCACGAUGCCUUUAGAUAUCCGUGCCUAUUCUAACUCCUCAUCAAAGCUGGUGGUCUGGUGGUCUCCGCCUGUGUCCCCCAAUGGAAAUAAUACUUACUACCUGCUGCGCUGGAAACAGCAAGCGGAGGAUCGUGAACUCUACCAGCACAACUACUGCUCUAAAGAACUGAAGAUCCCGUUCAGAAAGGCUACGGGUUUGACAGAUGCAAAGGAUGCAAAACCCACUAAUCCUGAAACAAAGGGAAGGGACAAAACGCCCUGUUGUCCGUGCCCUAAAUCAGAAGAGGACUUGAAGGCCAUUGAGGAAACUACCCACUUCCGCAAAGCCUUCGAAAACUUCCUCCACAAUGCCAUAUUCACACCCAGGCCUCCUGACAGACGACGGCGAGAUCUGGUUGGCAUCGCCAACUCAUCUUUCCUCCACGGCCUUACACCGGGAAACUGGAACGUGACAGCGGGAAACUUUUCGGAGAACGUGCCACACAGGCGUGAGUUCCCCUUUCACGAGAGGAAGGUGAGGGAGAAGACCGCCGACAUAACCGGCCUGCAACCCUUUACGGUUUACCGAAUUGACCUGCACGCUUGCAACGACGAGGUGCACCACUGCAGCGCGGCCACGUUCAUCUUUUCCCGUACAAAUCCGGCAGAAAAAGCAGAUGACAUUCCUGGCCCUGUGACCUGGGAAGGUUUGGACGAUUCAGUGUUUCUGAAGUGGCCCGAGCCGCACAAACCCAAUGGCCUGAUCCUGCUGUAUGAGAUCCAGUACCGCCUGGGAACCGAGCACGAAAAGCACGAGUGUGUAUCCCGCCAACACUACAGAGAGUACAAAGGAAUAAAACUCUCUAACCUAGGACCUGGGAAUUAUUCGGCUCGUGUGCGAGCCACUUCCCUCGCCGGGAACGGAUCGUGGACAGAACCCAUAGCUUUCUAUGUACUUCAGGUCCAACAACCAGGUUAUGAACACAUUCUCUACUUUAUGAUCAUCCCCAUCGUCAUGAUUUUCGCCGUCUUCAUUGGAGUGGCCUUCAUCCUGGUCAAUAAGAAACGAAACAGUGACAGGCUUGGAAAUGGGGUCAUAUAUGCUUCUGUUAAUCCAGAAUACUUUAGUGCUGCAGAAAUGUACGUGCCUGAUGAAUGGGAAGUCGAGCGAGAGAAAAUCACAUUGUGCAGGGAACUCGGGCAAGGAUCUUUCGGUAUGGUGUACGAGGGCAUCGCCAAAGGUGUCGUCAAAGACGAGCCGGAAACCAAGGUGGCCAUCAAAACGGUGAACGAGUCGGCUAGCAUGCACGAACGCAUCGAGUUCCUCAAUGAAGCGUCCGUAAUGAAGGAGUUCAACUGUCACCAUGUGGUGCGUUUGCUGGGCGUGGUCUCACAGGGUCAGCCUACUCUGGUGAUCAUGGAGCUGAUGACACGUGGAGAUCUGAAGAGUCAUCUGCGCUCGCUACGCUCAAAAGAGAGCCCCUCCAGUCUGCCUCUGCCACCACUGAAGAAGAUGAUUCAGAUGGCAGGAGAGAUCGCCGACGGCAUGGCUUAUCUUAAUUCCAAUAAGUUUAUUCACAGAGACCUGGCAGCCAGGAAUUGUAUGGUGGCCGAGGAUUUUACAGUCAAAAUUGGUGAUUUUGGCAUGACACGGGACAUUUAUGAGACCGAUUACUAUAGGAAAGGCGGCAAGGGACUGCUGCCGGUACGAUGGAUGUCUCCAGAGUCCCUCAAAGACGGAGUCUUCACCACCAUGUCAGAUGUUUGGUCCUUCGGGGUGGUUUUGUGGGAAAUAGCCACACUGGCUGAGCAGCCCUAUCAAGGCAUGUCCAAUGAACAGGUCCUGCGGUUCGUCAUGGAUGGAGGACUGUUAGACAAACCAGACAACUGUCCCGAUAUGCUGUUUGAGCUGAUGCGCAUGUGCUGGCAGUACAACCCCAAAAUGCGGCCGUCCUUCCUUGAGAUCAUCAGCAGCAUCAACGAAGACCUGGAUCCAGGCUUCAAGGAGACCAGCUUCUUCUACAGCGAGGAGAACAAACCUCCCGACACCGAGGAGCUGGACAUGGAGAACGUGGAAGCCAUGGAGAACGUUCGUCUAGAGCCGUCCUCCAGUCUUCAACCCCUCACCUCCUCCCAGCAGUGUUCUCCCGGACCCCAGGGCUCGGUUAGCCCAGCCGGCCCGUCUUCGCCGCAAUCCUCCCCCUGCUCCACAGAUAAACGCUCGCUCCCGGCGUCCACGUCGAACGGACCCUCCAUGGUUCUCCGGAGUCCGUUUGAUAAGACUCAGUCUUACGCUCACAUGAACGGAGGCCGUAAGAACGAGCGCGCGUUGCCUUUGCCCCAGUCGUCGGCUUGCUGAUCGGCAGCGCGUUUUAUUGACACUCGGACGCGUUUCUUUGUCUGUCAAGCCACUGUGUGGUCACCUGAAACAAAAAUGAUAAAAACUGAAAGAGACGAAGAAGAUAUAAACUAAGAGUUCGGGAAAUCGGACUGGAUCACUGACUGAAAAAUCGUACAUCUUCAUUCUCGCACCUGAUAGGCUGACCGUUUUUGGUACGUUUUGAUGGCCUAUCAGAGCUAACAGUGGUACGAUGAUAUUACACACACACUCUUCAUAUCUUUAAGUCGAUGGUAAGCACUUGGUCUUUGUGUUUUCAAAGACAUGCGUCUAAAUUAUAUAGUUUAUAUUAUAGAGUUCCUUUUUUGCCCAUAUUCGAUGAAUAUGGCCGUGUGAACUUAAACUUUGGUACGUAUGUAAAAUCUCUUGACUUCCACACGCUAACCAUAUCAUCUGGAUGGGCAGCAUAGUAGAUAAUCUGAGACUUGCCAAAAUCUAGUUUGGGUUGCCAAAUCUUGUUUUAUCCCCUCUAUCUCGGUAUAAUUUUGUGACUGCGACACUUGGGGUGUUUGUUUAACACUGCUUUAUCUUUCGAAGCACCUUCUUCAAAGUACAAUCGAUAGAGAGUUAGUUCUCAAUGAAACCUCAUUGGUUUUUGUUAGAUGCAUUUCACACAACGAACGAAAAGUAACGUGAAACGAUGCAAAACUUUAAAAAAAAAUCACAAAUAAAAAGGGAUUAGGCACAUCUCUUGACUGCUCUUAGAUGUAUGUUGGACCGAAAGUCACUUUUGUACCUUUUUACACUUCAGCUGAUCAUCUGUACGUCUUUGCUGGAAAAGUUGUUAAGCUGCUAUUUUAUUCUUGUCUUUCUUUCAUGGUUUAUAUAUAUAUAUAAAUAUAAAUAUAUGGAGGUUUAUAAUCCCUUGCGCCUUUCCACUUCAGUCCAUGAUGUUUGUAGUUCUGCAAAAAGAAGAAUAGGAAGAGAUUAAAAGAAAUUUAAGGUACAAUAGUUGAGUUCUGCCAUGUAAAGUUGUGUUUUUUGAUAGAUUUUUCUAAAAGCCUGCGAGUUAAAGAGCUUCUGUGUUUUUCUUCCAUUAUUGAUGGCAAACGUCACUGUGUCUUUAUCACGUUAAUGGCUGACAGAUUUUCUCAGGUCAAACUCAAGGUUUUGCUUUCGGAGCCGUUCUGUGUUUUCCAGUCAUCCAUUCCUCUGUAAAAAGUUUGGUCACACAUAUUCAAGCGAUGUAGACUGAAAUACAUUUCAUUAUUAAAAUCUAUAAACUCAGAUCCUACUGUUUUCAAAUGUUACUCUUCAUCUUCCGAUCAGACACGGAUAUGACUGAGCUUUUCUCUAUGCAGACGUUGUGUUUGCUUAUUGAACACAUUUAUGAUACAGGUUUGACUGAGCGCCAGUUUUUUGAGAAUUUUUUUUUUUUUGUACAGAACUGUCACUUUUUCUUCCCCGAUCCUUUUAUUUUCAUUAUUUAUUUUCUUUUUUGUUUUAUGUUUGUAAUCACUCCCGCAAACCCCGAUCAAAUGUAACUUUUAGAUAUUUUUAUAUGCUUUCUUCAUGACUUGUUUUUCUUUUUCAGACAUUUAUCUACCUCACUGUUUUUUUAUGUACCUGUAUAUAAAGUACCUUUUCAUCCGAAGGACAAUAUAACUGCUGGUCAAACGCUCAACCUUGGAGUGGAAAAAAUUAUGGACAAUUUUUACGAACGGCUGCUUUCUUUCCUAUCGGAUCUCGCUUCGAUUUGUUUAUUAUUUAUUUGUGAGAUUAAAAUGCUUACAGGUCUGA